Bombus pascuorum is the source of this 2463-nucleotide messenger RNA. RefSeq lists its product as uncharacterized. The transcript has 9 exons. The coding region runs from base 1137 to 2375 and encodes 412 amino acids. The record is from RefSeq and is a predicted model, not a curated record. NCBI's taxonomy places the organism in Eukaryota, Metazoa, Arthropoda, Insecta, Hymenoptera, Apidae.
UUUGCUGUAAAUGGUUGGCCGUUCGUUACUAGUUACUAGUAGAUAUAGAUAUUUUUGGACUUUAGGUAAAAUGGAAGGGUAGAAGAUUACGGUCAUAUGAAUCAUUUAUAUGGCCGUGUCGAAGAUAUAGUUUAUAGGGCAAUCCUUUCGCUAGCUAAUUCAAGGGCAGUGCUGCCAGUCACCUCAAGGCUACAAUGCCAUGUGAUUUAUAAUUAAAACCUUAUCAAUAUUGCCCUUGUGGCGAAGGUCAGGGCAGGAAUGGUUGUUUGUGUUCAUGUGUACAUGUGUGUGAAAUGAAAAUGAGAAUGUGUGGUCUCCUUUGUAAUCGACGGAACUGCCUUUGAGCAAACUACAGAAGUACCAGCGAAUGUAUCGAUGCACGACGUUGUGAAAAGUUGUGGGAAAAAUCACUGAAAAGUUCCAAACAAAGAGAACGUAGAAAAUUGCCAAUUUGGUCUGUACGAUGAAAAUAAACUGACACGAUGCAAUUCUUUUUAUGCAUGGGAAAGUAAAAAGAUUGAAGACUAAUGUGUACGCUUCCUGAACUUUCAAGAAAAUAAUGAUAAUAUCAACCAAACUAUGUAGGUGCAAUUAAAGAGCGCAUUAACAAGAACGCAAGUACGAUCCAGCACUAAUGUGAAAGCGAUAGAUCCGAGUGUCUAUCGCUUUCAAGAUUUGACCUGUUGUUCCUUGUUCUAUCAGAAUGUGAAAUUUCACUUAAAACUAUGGUAACAAACGGACGUUAAUUACACCCUUAGCGUGACGAGACGCAACUAAACACACAAAUUUUUUCCAUCGAAGAUAAUACGAAUACGAAGUAUAAAUGAAAAUAGGAUACAAAUAUGAAAGUUAAAGAAAAAAAUUAUUAUUAAAAUAAGAAUUUUUAUCAACUAUAACCGAUGUACUUUUUACCGAAUAAUUUUUCUAAUUGAAACGACGAUGCAAAGAAAGCUUGGAAAGAGAGCCGCCAGUCCUGAAGGACAAACGCGCGACGAUAUUUCAUGCGUGGCCACUAUAUAUAAAGGUGAAACUCAUGGAAAAGAACCACUUUUCUUUCCCCAGUCUUUACGCUAAAACGUAUCUAGAAAUUUUACUAUCUCGUAGCGAAUUGUUACCUAAGUAGAUUUUUUAUUAAGAUGUCGCAACGAUUCAUUUGCGCUCUGCUAACGACUAGCGUUAUUUGCUGUGCACUCGCGGAGAAUAAUGAAUUCGCCGCGGCUUCUGAAUUCGUUAAGAAACAGCUCACGAAAGAUAAACUGUUGACGGACGUCGUACGCGCUAAAAAUUCUUCCAAGACGCCAUAUCUGUAUAGCGUAGUGUCUGAUAACGCGCAACAUGGACAGAAAAAUUUGGAUAAACAUUCACGAACGAUUAUCAAUCAGCGAUUGGAAUCUGAUUCAAGAGGUUUCAGUUGCUGCGGACCCAGAUACGGUUCCAAUUCGUCAACGCGACCUGAUUCGUAUCACAGUAGGAUCCCUGUGGACAAUGGUCGAUAUCAAACUAAAUUUACUGAACGUUUACCCACUGAUAGAUACGGCUGGCAAACUCAAGGACCACCACCAGGUUUAAGCGGAAGACCCGGAAGUGGAAGUUACGCUGGAACUGCAUUUUACGAAGGAGGUCAUACAGGAGAUAGAUUUGGUCCACGACCGAGUUAUGGGAACGAAGGUUCACGCAAACCUGGUAGUUAUGAUUCCGGCGGAGGAUAUGGUUAUGCUAGCAGUGGUUUCGGAGGAUAUAGCUUUAACCGACCAACUGGUUACGGAGGUGAUUAUGGAAUUUCAGGGACCUUCGCUAAUGGCGAUGAAUUCGGAUCUGUGGAGUCAAAUCGUCCAAAUGGACAUCCUCCUCCCCAUCCGAAUAUUAACGCACACAAGGCCGUCGCUUUAAAGGCAUUGGCAGGUGUUGCGUUAAUUGGUGCAGCCGCCGCUUUAGCAACAAAUCCUGUUCUUCUUCCGCUCGGAGUUGUAUCAGGCAGAAAGAAACGAUCGAGUUUGUCCAUCAAAGACAGAAAUGAUUAUAUGAAUUACAUUUUAACAAACUUGAAAAGUAACGUUACCAAGAAUGAUGAAGAUGGAAAGAAAGUAUCUCUCUCACCAACGUGUGUAGCUAGAGUCACGUGCGAGAUUCAAAAGAAUUACUGGAUCAAUCGUAAGAAGGACGCUAACUUUUUCAAAGAAAUAUCAGCAUUGGAACAUCGUCUUAACAAUUUGCUUCUAAGUAAUGUACUGGACGAUGAACUUGUGAAUAUGCGCAUUAGAAGAUUAGUAAGAGCGGCAACCAUUGUUGCCGUGAAUGGAGACAACUGCAACGCAUUUACUUGUACUCUUGUACAAAUCAAAACAAGCAAGAAUCUAUCUGUUCUUAAACUAUAGAAUUUGUCAAAGAAUUGUAACUGGAUAUUCUUCUAAAUAUAAAAACCGACGAAAAAAUGAAGGCGUAAAAUUUUCCACUGAUACGAAA